Molecule: messenger RNA, 1035 nt
Organism: Malania oleifera
Lineage: Eukaryota; Viridiplantae; Streptophyta; Magnoliopsida; Santalales; Ximeniaceae
Product: ras-related protein RABD1-like
Exons: 8
Coding region: 180-788 (202 amino acids)
Molecular function (GO): GTPase activity; GTP binding
Source: RefSeq, a predicted model, not a curated record
AUUGACAGCGGAAGAACCAUUUUCCGGUUCUUUUGCUUUUCUUCGUUCUUUAUUCUUUUUUAAGUAAACUUUUUUGUUCUUAUUUAAGAACGCCAUUUUUCCUCCGAAAUCCCCGAAGCUGAAACAACAGGAAGAGAGAUUUGGAGACUUUCUCAUUUCCGAUCACCAAAUCUCCAAACAUGAGCUCCGACUAUGAUUAUCUGUUCAAGCUGUUGCUAAUCGGAGACUCUUCUGUGGGGAAAUCGUGUCUCCUGCUCAGAUUUGCUGAUGAUUCGUAUGUUGACAGCUACAUUAGCACUAUUGGAGUUGAUUUUAAAAUUAGGACAGUGGAGCUGGACGGGAAAACGAUUAAGCUGCAGAUUUGGGAUACUGCUGGACAGGAGCGGUUCAGGACUAUAACAAGCAGUUACUACCGAGGAGCCCAUGGGAUCAUUAUUGUCUAUGAUGUUACUGAGAUGGAAAGCUUCAACAAUGUUAAGCAGUGGUUGAGCGAGAUUGAUAGAUAUGCAAAUGAGACUGUAUGUAAGCUUCUAGUUGGAAACAAGUGUGAUUUAGUUGAGAACAAGGUUGUUGACACACAAACAGCAAAGGCAUUUGCAGAUGGGCUUGGGAUCCCUUUCCUGGAGACAAGUGCAAAAGACUCGAUUAAUGUGGAGCAAGCGUUCUUAACCAUGGCUGGCGAGAUCAAGAAAAAAAUGGGAAACCAAGCAAGUGCCAACAAACAAUCAACAGAGACUGUUCAAAUGAGGGGGCAGCCCAUUCAGCAGAAGAACAACUGUUGUGGUUAGCUUUAUUUUUCCUCAGUGUUCACAAAUUUGGGGGAGAAAAAACUGUGUUUGUGUUGGUUGCCAGAUGGUAAAUAUCAGUGGAAUGCCUGUAAACCAGAUAGUAAUUCCCAGCUGGCUGCAAUAUCUAAUGGAUCUUUUGCAAGCUGGGAAAAUCACUUGUUAAAAGUCUAUGCUGGGAGAAGUGACUAAUGGAUCUUUCUAAUUCACUUAUGAAUUCAAUUUUUAAAGUAUUGUUUUAAUUGACCAA